AUGCGAAUAUUGCUUCGUUAUUUGCUUACGGUUUCUUGCCACUCUCAGCAUCCACGACAUACUUGGCAAUCUUACCGGGAUCGGUAUUUGAAAAGACUUCGUGGAAAGUCACGUCCAGGGGGCGAGUCAGCGUCCACAGGUCAGGCUCCCGCUGAGCCGGGGAGCACUACGAGACAGUUCCAAGUCCCUGGCCCUGCCCCGGCAAAGUCGCAUGAGAGAUGUGAGAAUGCACCUGCGACUACGAAGAAGAUAGACGCCAGGAAAAGAAAAAGAAGUCCUGAUGGCGACGAACCAGACCGGACCGAAGGUCAACGAACAGAUGAUCGACCAAAGAAAAGGCCAGCACCAGCAACUCUACCUGAGAAAAGCACCACUGCUGCCCGUCAUAGGGUACAUGAGGAGCAUCCCACCCAUACCGAGCCAGAGGUAGCUACAGCUUCGAAACGUACAGAUCAACAAAGAAAGGAAGAACCGAAGCCAAAAGAUAAGGGAGGUACCACUGUGGUACAAGUCCACAAAACUCAACAGCCAAGUGAAGCCCCAGAUAGCAUCCCUGACAAUUUCCUGUUUGAGCUACCGUUCUUCCCCUCAAGUCCGGAGUCUCAAGAAGAGCCCCCUCAAGAGCAAGACAUCGACACAUGGAUCGACGACCGUCUGCGAACAGGCAGGGCAGAUAACGAAGAGCAAGUGAUUGAGGCUCUACAGUGCACCAGCAUGGACCCACGCUUAGCCGACAAGGUCCUAGAAUAUCUUGCUGCAGGAAAAGGCAUUCCUGAGGACAUGCCUGGAGUUUGGACACCCGAAGAUGAUGAAUGUGUGGAAGUGGGCGACAGCCGAGCCAUUGAACGAGUCUUGAAGAAGCAUGGAUCAGAAGCGUUCGAAGCACGGUGGAAUUAUCUUAGCAUGGCCAGGGCCGCAGGCCUUUCUGGAGGAGGUAUGGGCGACUGA
This is a messenger RNA of Aspergillus fumigatus Af293, 948 nucleotides long. Its product is annotated as putative transcription factor Rap1. Gene Ontology annotation, molecular function: telomeric repeat DNA binding. The record is from RefSeq and is a predicted model, not a curated record. NCBI's taxonomy places the organism in Eukaryota, Fungi, Ascomycota, Eurotiomycetes, Eurotiales, Aspergillaceae. Gene Ontology annotation, biological process: telomere maintenance via telomere lengthening; regulation of DNA-templated transcription. Gene Ontology annotation, cellular component: shelterin complex.